Ricinus communis (castor bean) is the source of this 1320-nucleotide messenger RNA. RefSeq lists its product as uncharacterized. Lineage: Eukaryota; Viridiplantae; Streptophyta; Magnoliopsida; Malpighiales; Euphorbiaceae. Bases 66 to 1241 code for a protein of 391 amino acids. Gene Ontology annotation, biological process: regulation of DNA-templated transcription; chloroplast organization. The transcript has a single exon. The record is from RefSeq and is a predicted model, not a curated record. Gene Ontology annotation, molecular function: double-stranded DNA binding. Gene Ontology annotation, cellular component: chloroplast.
UCUCUUAAACAAGAUUUUAUACAAUUCUUAGUAAUUGAUUGUUCCUCUCGAGGUAAAAUUUUAUAAUGUUUUGUUUGUACUGUUCAAAAUUAUCUAUGAACAAGAGUACUUCUCUGUUUCUUAAAGUGAGAUACUUUUCAACUGAAAAUUUAGACUAUAAGAAAUCAUUUGCAGUUUCAUAUCUCGUAAAUUCAUGUGGGUUCACUUCAGAAACUGCUAAAACUCUCUCUAAGUGGGUACAUUUUGAUACACCUGAAAAACCAAAUUCCGUACUCAUGUUUUUCAAGGACCAAGGAUUCAACAAUUCUCAAAUCUCCAGAAUUGUUAAAGAAAGGCCCCAGGUGCUUUUAGCCGAUCCUAAGAGUUCACUUUUGCCAAAGCUUGAGUUUUUACGUUCAAUGGGUGCUUCAAGUUCAGACCUUUCUAUAAUUGUUUCUAAGAAUGCACAUUUACUUUGUAGGAGCUUAGAGCGAUAUCUCAUUCCAUGUUGUGAUAUCUUGAAAAGUGCACUUGUUUCAGAUGAUGAGAAAGUAAUUAAGACUUUGAAACGCAUGUCAACAUUUUCUAUGCCUAAACUGCUGAAAUAUUUUACUGUCAAUUUAUCAUUUUUAAGAGAAAUUGGAGUUCCUCUAUCUGCUAUUCCUAUCCUGGUAGCUAAUUAUACUAUGGUUAUGUGCCGAAAAGUAAGCAAGUUUACUGAAGGGGUUGAGAAGCUUAUGAAAAUGGGAUUUGACCCUUCAAAGCAGUCAUUUGUCUGGGAACUGCCUGUUUUUCUUCUAAUGUCUAACAAAACAUGGCAGCACAAAGUGGAGGUUUAUAGGAGGUGGGGUAUUUCUAAAGAUGAGUUUUGGUCAAUUUUCAAAAAGCAGCCCUUAUGUAUGAAUAUCUCGGAGAAGAAUGUAAUGACUAAAAUGCAUUUCUUUGUCUGCGAGAUGGGUUGGCGUCCUGCUGAUAUUGUUAGAGUUCCAACUGUUCUUUGUUAUAAUUUGGAGGCAAGGAUUAUUCCUAGAUGUUCAGUUGUAAGAGUUUUGCUGUUAAAAGGUUUGAUUAAGGAUGAUAUCCCUGUAUCCUCUGUGUUGAUAGCUUCUGAGAAGGUCUUCUUGAAAAGGUUUGUGAUGAAGCAUCUAGAAGAGGUGCCUCAAUUGUUGGAUCUCUUCCAGGGCAAAGUCAGUCUUGCAGAACUUGGCUUUGGCUUUGAUGAGAAAUCUGGGAAUCUUGGUCAUGCAACAUAUCAAUCUUAAACACAUAGUUUUCUUUUCUAUUUGUUGAUGCUUUUUAAUUGAUGCCGUUAAUUUCAUUUCGUUGGUGAAUUGCCUUAAA